Messenger RNA from Rotaria sp. Silwood2, 537 nucleotides. Lineage: Eukaryota; Metazoa; Rotifera; Eurotatoria; Philodinida; Philodinidae. The record is from the annotation of a GenBank genome assembly.
AUGUUAGUUUGGGUGUGUUCUGGUUCUGGUAAACAUGGUUUAUAUACGAAUUAUUAUCGACAUCGUCUUCAUUGUCAGUAUUGCAGACCAGCACUCAAAGAAAAGAGAGAGAUCCAAUAUCGUACUUUAGAUGAUAAUUUAUCACAACCGUUAACUGAAUUACGACAAAAGUUACCAGCAACAUUACGCGUCUAUCGUGGAGCUGUCUUGCCUAGAGAAAGUUUUAAUAAACUGAAACAUAUUGUUCGACAGCGAACUUUCGUAUCAACAUUUGGAUACUUAUCGACUUCAAAAAAUCUUGAAGUUGCUAAAUUAUUUGCUAGUAAUGAAGCGACUGCUGAUGUUAGUCAAAAUAGUGAAUUUCCUGAAGAAGAAGAAGUUUUGUUCGAUAUAGAUUCUACAUUUGAAAUUUUAAACAUGAAUGUUGAUGAAGAAAACCGAUUAUACACAAUUUGUAUGCGAACAUCAACAUAUGGUAGUGAAUUAGCAAGUGAAUAUCUACGCUAUAAUGAAAAAGUAUUAGAUCAACUGACAUGA